GAUGAAAGUUCCUUUUUUUGUACCAGAACUUUCAUCCAUGCCAAAAACAAAACAACAGUCAUACGUCGCAAAUGCUCAUCCAGUAGUCUCGAAUAUCCUAUAACAUAUGCUCGAAAAAUUGUGUGCCCACAAUCAACGGGCGUCGACGCGCUGAUUUCCCGAAACAGCCCCCCUCCCUCCUCCUCCUCCCUAUAAAUACAUCCUCAGAUCCCACCAUCGCAAUUCAUAUAACAUACUGGUUUCGAAGAAAGAAGUUUUAAGAGAGAGAUAGAGAGUGAAGAUGUCGGCAAUGGUUGACGUGUGGAUGGGUGAACUAGGGAAGCUUGGAGAGAAGGUACGAGCUCGGAAGCCAUUCUUGCUUAGAAGAAGAAGAAGAGACGGUCGCGAAGAUCAAGAAAAUGAGGCAUCACUGGCCAAGAAGAAAGACCCUGCUGCUGCUGCUGCUUCCGUCUUGCGAAAUUCAGCAGCAGCAGAGAAAAAGAAAGACAAUACAAUAUCAGAAGCCACAGUCUGUCUGCUCAUGGACCGUUUUGCGCCGUGGUGAAUCCCAGAUAGAGAUAUAUUCCAGUGCAGGCAUAUAUAAUUUGUAGUUACGUCAGUGUAUAUGUACGUUCCAAUUGUACGAUUGCGCGAAUUUUUCUAAUAAACUUGUUUGCCUUCCAUUAAA
Messenger RNA from Rhododendron vialii, 667 nucleotides. RefSeq lists its product as uncharacterized. The transcript has a single exon. The record is from RefSeq and is a predicted model, not a curated record. NCBI's taxonomy places the organism in Eukaryota, Viridiplantae, Streptophyta, Magnoliopsida, Ericales, Ericaceae. The coding region runs from base 281 to 544 and encodes 87 amino acids.